AUGACGGUUAAGAAGCGACCAUCCGAUCUAUCGAGCCUUGAAAGGUUCAACCUUUACUAUCGAGAGAAGGAAUCACCUCUCACUAGCAGCCAGAAGAUCAAGCGCUUCAUCUGGAACCCGAAGUCUAGGCAGUUCUGUGGAAGAACUGGUGCGAGCUGGUCCAAAAUAGCAUUAUUCUACUUCACCUUUUACGCGGCGCUGGCUCUUCUAGUAGCGAUAUGCAUGUGGACCUUCCUCCAAAUGCUGGACGCCCGUCAGCCCCGGUGGCAGCUAGACAGUUCCAUUAUCGGGACGAACCCAGGUCUCGGCUUCAGACCGACACCGCCAGAGGUCGCCAGUAGUGUCGUCUGGUAUCGAGGAAACGAUCCGGGCAGCUAUCAGUUGUGGGUCAAGGAGUUGUCCACUUUUUUGAAAGCUUACAAACGUGACGGCAAAAAAACGAGUGCCGGUCAAAAUAUCCACAAUUGUGACUUUAAACUACCGCCACCUGCCGGCAAAGUCUGCGACGUAGAUAUCAGCGCAUGGGGUCCUUGCGUUGAGGAGAAUAACUUCGCAUACCACAAGUCAACACCGUGCGUCUUUCUAAAGCUGAACAAAAUCUUCGCAUGGAAGCCGGCCUUCUAUAACAGCUCGGACAGCUUGCCCGAAGCGAUGCCAGACGAUCUCAAGGACCACAUCAAAAAUAUGACUGCGUACGAUAAAAAUUAUUUAAACAUGGUGUGGGUGUCAUGCCAAGGCGAAAAUCCAGCUGACCGGGAGAACAUUGGGCCAAUCCAAUACUUGCCUUACAGGGGAUUUCCGGGAUAUUAUUUCCCAUACACGAACCAGGAAGGUUAUCUGAGCCCAUUAGUUGCAGUGCACUUGCAGAGACCAAAGACCGGAAUGCUCAUAAACAUAGAAUGCAGAGCUUGGGCCCACAACAUCAUGUACGACCGCGGGGAAGGCAUGGGCUCAGUGCAUAUAGAGAUUAUGGUCGAAUAA
Messenger RNA from Leptosia nina, 981 nucleotides. Lineage: Eukaryota; Metazoa; Arthropoda; Insecta; Lepidoptera; Pieridae. The record is from the annotation of a GenBank genome assembly.